Messenger RNA from Venustampulla echinocandica, 2337 nucleotides. RefSeq lists its product as uncharacterized. Bases 1 to 2337 code for a protein of 778 amino acids. The record is from RefSeq and is a predicted model, not a curated record. Gene Ontology annotation, molecular function: RNA methyltransferase activity; RNA binding. The transcript has a single exon. Lineage: Eukaryota; Fungi; Ascomycota; Leotiomycetes; Helotiales; Pleuroascaceae. Gene Ontology annotation, biological process: rRNA methylation. Gene Ontology annotation, cellular component: mitochondrion.
AUGUCCAGCAUCAUCCUGCUAAGGAAUGUCCGAUACAUGAGAGCAGUUUUGCCUGCAUCGCGCCUAUCAUAUCACUCUGGGAAAGCCGCUUCAGUCAAUACAGCCAUCGCCCGCGGGCUGCGAAAGUCGAAAGGGCUCGCGUUUAGGGGAAGCUCGACUAGAGAGCCAAAAGCCAAUGACCCACGCGAGAAGUUCAUCGAACGAAAUGGUCUGGUACGCCGCUCCGCGGACCCGCCUCAAUUUUCUGGACCUCAGGUAACGCGUGAUGGAUGGGAGGGUAGACCGAAGAAAGAGGCUGCGGGAGGCCGUACGCCGCAAGAACCUCAAGCACGGAUUUAUCGCGGGAUAAAAUUGAUCAAAACCAACGAACAGCUUGCUCGGAAAAAACCUGACCCUGCUGGGCCUGCUGGUUCUGGAAGACAUGGUCACAAGCAGGAGCGUCGACGGACACCCUUCGAUGAAGAAGAGAAGGGAUAUUCAGGGCCCAGGAGACAGUUCGAUCGGUCUGCUGAGCCAUUCAAAGCUCCUGGACGCGGUGCCGACCGAGGUUCUUUCGGAGCCAGAGAGAAAUCCGACUACUCAUCUAAAUACCCACCAUCGACUGCAAGAAGUUCGCCCAAUAAGCAAAGAUAUGGGGAGCGAGAUUUCGGAGAGAGACGUGGCGACCGAGGGUCUUUUAACGCCAGAGAGAAAUCCGACUACCCACCUAAAUAUCCGUCAUCAUCUACGCCUUACCAGCAAAGAGAUGGGGAGCGAGGUUCCAUGGAGCGGCGUGACGAGCGGGGCGGUUAUCAAGCACACGCGAAAUCCGACUACUCAUCUAAAUAUCCGUCAUCGUCUACAAGAAGUGCGCCCUAUGAGCGAAGAGAUAGGGAGCGAGAUUCCGGAGAGAGGCGUGCUGAUCGAGGGUCUUUUAAACCCAGAGAGAAAUCCGACUACUCAUCUAGAUAUCCAUCGUCGUCUACAAGAAGUUCACCCUACCAGCAAAGAGAUAGGGAGCGAGGUUCCAUAGAGCGGCGUGGCGACCGGGGUGGUUAUGAAGCACGAGAGAAAUCCGACUACUCCGCUAAAUACCCAUCGUCGUCUAGAAGUUCGUCUUACCAGUCGAGAAUUGAGGAACGAGGUUCCGUGGAGCCGCGUGGUGACCAACGCUCAAGGGGGGAAAUCGCCGCUUUAGCCAAAGCUCUGGCCGAUCCUCCUACAAGAUCUGCAGCUGUAGAGACGAGAUGGAAUGAUCCUGAAGAGAGAAACAACCGUGGCCCGACCACAAGGUCCAGUGGACCCGACAGCCGCACACCUCUGUCCGUCCCCUACACAACACCAGCAUCUGAAUUCUUAUACGGGACUUCCGUGGUAGAAGCUGCGCUGAAAGCUCAAAAGGGUCGAGGCCGAAGAAGACAGCUUUACAAGUUCUACAUCUACGAAGGAGAGAAUCGAGAAAAUACUGAACGUGACGAUGAUCUGGAGAGGUUGGCAAGGCAAUGUAAAGUGAAGAUUCAGCGGAUACGCGGUGACUGGCUGCGGCUCAUGGACAAGAUGAGCGGCGGACGGCCUCACAACGGCUACAUCCUAGAGGCAUCACCUCUCCCGCGACUUCCUGUCCUGAGUCUAGGCUCGACCGCAGUGGAAUAUGAUGGAUAUGGAAUUAAAGUGGAACUCGACCAUCAAUCACGCGAAGACGCUGCAAUCAACGGCACUUCGGAUUUCAUCCACAUGCCAGUUGAUCGCGUUGGACGGAAACCAAUGGUUCUCUUGCUAGAUGGCAUCCAGGACCCCGGAAAUCUCGGCGGCAUCAUCCGCACUGCUUCAUUCCUCGGCGCCAGCGCUGUUGCCAUAUCCACACGAAAAACCGCCUCGUUCACCCCGGUUGUCCUCAAAGCAUCAGCUGGAGCUUCUGAGAAUAUCACUUUGUUCUCCGUCCAGAGGCCCGAUAGCUUCAUCCACAAGUCCAAGCUCGCCGGGUGGAAAAUCUACGCUGCUGUGGCGCCCACGGAGAAAGGAACCCCGCGCUCCAGAAACUCCGUGGCUGCUAAUAACAUAGGCAAUCCCCUCGCUGACGAUCCCUGCAUUCUCAUGCUAGGCUCAGAGGGCGAGGGCCUACAUACCAAGCUGAGAAGGUCAGCAGAUGUUGAGGUCUACAUCCCCAGCUGCGGACGCAGCCUCAGCGUUGACAGCCUGAAUGUCAGCGUUGCAACUGGGAUUCUUUGCAAUUCCUUCCUGACGCGGUCCUAUCCGAAGAAGGGGGCGGCAGCGGAGCCUUUGGCUGAGCAAGAAGGAGGGGAAGUAGCGGAGCAGGAACAACGAGCAAGCUCUGAACCUGCUAGCGACUUGUUUUAA